Messenger RNA from Xyrauchen texanus (razorback sucker), 3357 nucleotides. Its product is annotated as polypeptide N-acetylgalactosaminyltransferase 9. NCBI's taxonomy places the organism in Eukaryota, Metazoa, Chordata, Actinopteri, Cypriniformes, Catostomidae. The transcript has 11 exons. Gene Ontology annotation, cellular component: Golgi apparatus. Bases 711 to 2525 code for a protein of 604 amino acids. The record is from RefSeq and is a predicted model, not a curated record.
CGCGAGAGCAGAAGAAAAACGCUGCCGUGUAAACCGCGAGCAGGACGGGAAGCGCUUGACAGCGUCUUGGCAGCGGCUUCUUUUUCUUUUAACCUCCUCCGGCUUUUGUUGCAUAAGGAUUGUGCAUUGGAUUGCAUAUGCCCCGAAAUUGUGUCUUAAAUCGAUGCGUGCUUGCGAUGCAUCUUUCCAUAGGGAGAGACGGAGCCGCGUAAGGGAUGCUGCGCACGGGGGGGAUCGUUAUUUGACAUGCACUGACAUUUCAAAUAAACCAUUUGAACCGUGCACAUCUCUUGCAUUUCGACUCUGCUCUUGAUGCACAGCGUGAUUGAACGCAUGCUUUUUGUCUUCCGGCGAUGGCAGCGUAAGCAUCAUCUCCGUAGGCUGGUCUGACACAUUUAUAAACGUUUAUAAUGGGGGUCAAUAAAAGAACCCGAGGCGGUGGGAUUUGAUCGCAACCUCUAUCAACCUCAAAACAGUUGUCGUUACUUAUACAUCAUAUACACAUACAUCGUCAUAUAGCACGCGUACCUUGAUCAGCUGUUAGGUUUCCAAAAACUGCGGUGCACGGUUUGUGUGUGUGUGUGUGUGUGUGUGUGUGUGUGUGUGUGUGUGUGGUGCUGAACGGACAGCUCCCACCACCACAGCGGGGUCAUCUCCCCUCUCUAGAUGGAUCAAUAUUAGGGGUCUGACGGUGUCGCACUCUGGCUUUAAUGGCUGUGGCACGCAAGAUCAAAACUCUGCUGACGGUUAACAUUCUGGUGUUCGUCGGGAUCAUCUUGUUCUCGGUCUACUGCAGGAUCCAGGACCGAUCCGAAGAGCUCGUCCAGAUCGGGAGGCUGUCGGACCAGAGGCUGCGAGGCAGGAAUGCCAAAGUUACGAACUCCAUGGACAGACAGUCUAUUCUCAAAAGGCUCGAGCGACUGGAAGAUGUGGUUUAUAACCAGUUAAAUGGUCUGGCCAAGCCCAUGGGUCUGGUCGAGGGUCCUGGAGGUCUCGGACAGGGUGGAGCAGCGGCCACACUGGGGGAAAACAGCCGAGAGGCCGAAGGGAGAUAUGAGGAGUAUGGCUACAAUGCCCAACUCAGUGAUCGCAUAUCCCUGGACAGGAACAUUCCGGACUACAGACCGAAAAAGUGUAAGCAGAUGACCUACCCAGAAGACCUACCUCAGAUCUCUGUGGUCUUCAUCUUUGUGAACGAAGCUCUCUCUGUCAUCCUGCGUUCUGUACACAGCGUGGUCAACCACACCCCAGCACACAUGCUUAAAGAAAUUAUACUGGUUGACGACAACAGUGACAGUGUGGAGCUGAAGUUCAAUCUGGAUCAUUAUGUGAACAAGCGAUAUCCCGGUCUGGUGAAGAUCGUGAGGAACAGUAAGCGUGAGGGGCUCAUUCGGGCCAGGAUUCACGGCUGGAAUGCCGCCACUGCUCCUGUUGUGGGCUUCUUUGACGCCCACGUGGAGUUUAACACAGGCUGGGCUGAACCUAUCCUCACCAGAGUGAAAGAAGAUCACACUAGGAUAAUCCUACCUGCAAUAGACAACAUCAAGUACAACACAUUUGAGGUGCAGCAAUAUGCUAAUGCAGCUCACGGCUACAAUUGGGGCCUCUGGUGCAUGUACAUCAUCCCACCACAGGAUUGGCUGGACAAAGGAGAUGAGACUGCCCCCAUCAGAACACCUGCAAUGAUUGGUUGCUCCUUCGUAGUGGAUCGAGAGUAUUUUGGUGAAAUGGGACUGCUUGACCCAGGCAUGGAGGUGUACGGAGGAGAGAACAUUGAACUUGGUAUGAGGGUGUGGCAAUGUGGCGGCAGUAUGGAGGUUCUUCCAUGUGCUAGGGUUGCGCACAUUGAACGUACAAAGAAACCGUACAACAAUGACAUUGACUACUAUGCCAAGCGGAACGCACUUCGGGCAGCAGAGGUCUGGAUGGAUGAGUUUAAAUCUCAUGUUUACAUGGCCUGGAAUAUCCCCAUGAAUAACCCAGGAGUGGAUUUUGGAGAUGUGUCAGAGCGUGUAGCGCUGAGAAAGAAAAUGAACUGCAGGAGCUUUCGCUGGUACCUCGAGCAUGUCUAUCCUGAGAUGAGAAUCUACAAUAAUACCAUCACUUAUGGAGAGGUGCGAAACAGUAAAGCCAGUGGGUACUGUCUUGACCAGGGUUCAGAGGACGAUGACAGGGCGAUACUCUACCCAUGUCAUGGCAUGUCCUCACAGCUGGCUAGGUACACUACUGAGGGCUUACUACAGUUAGGGCCCCUGGGGUCAACCAAUUUUCUUCCUGACACGAAAUGCCUGGUGGAUGAUGGGAGGGGAAGGACGCCAAGCUUAAAAAAAUGUGAUGUUGUUUCCAGGUCCUCACAGAGACUUUGGGAUUUUACUCAGAAUGGCCCCAUCAUAAGUCGAGACACAGGGCGCUGUUUGGAGGUUGAAAUGUCCAAAGAUGCAAACUUUGGCCUGCGGCUGGUUGUCCAGCGAUGCUCAGGGCAGAAGUGGAUGAUUCGGAACUGGAUAAAACACCCCAGACACUGAGGAACAUCUGACCUGAAAAAUAAACUCCCUGUAUUGGAGACAAAAACCCGGAGUCUGGGGUUUAGAGAAGAGAGUGAGCCUGAAGACCUCACAUGAGGGAUGUGAAUAGCUCCAGUAUCCUCUUUCAGGGUAAAACACAUCAAGAGAGAUGUCUAAAGGGGAAAUUUUAUCUGUAGACACAUUUACUGCAGAGCAAAGGGGCUACUUCUAAAGGCCAUCUUCACAGGAAAAUAUGAAAAUUUUAAAUGCUUGUAGAAAGUUAUUUACAAGCCCAAUGUACAGGCUCCCAGAAUUUCACAGUUUUCUUGUUUUGGAGAGCAGAAAUUUGAUGAGCUGUCUUAGUGAAUCGCAGUGAGGACUAUAAAAAAAAACUUGCAGAUAAACAAAGAGGGAGGAAUCUAAAGUUGCAAAAUUGUAUUUCUUAUCAAAUACCAUAUAAACACUUUUUUUGUUCAGGCUUUGAAUUGCUUUGAAUAAUUAAAUAAUCAUAUUGAAACUUCAAAUGUACAAGUGCUGCAAAAAAAGAAAGUAGUUUAGAUUUAGAUUUUACACCGCUACAGUAGUUCCAGCUUGUUCUGUAUUUUCUUUCCUUGAUUUACAGACUUACUUGCUAAUUCACAUGAAAUAAAAAAAAAAACAUGUGUUCAUUCAAGAACUCAUGUGCCUUUAUCCAUCUUUAUGCCAUCAGACCAGGGAAUGUUCAUCCCUAAGCAUGUACAAAAUAUUUGAUUUUAAAUUAAUUAAAAUAUGAAUAUAAUAUUAAGAGGUUGUAUUAUAGAAACAUGUUGUAAAAUACUCAAAACACGAUAAUCCAGGAGAAUCAAAAAAUAAA